AUGCAUUCAGUUCAGCUUCUUGGCGGUGCGAUUGCACUCGCGGGUUAUGUCCUGGCGCAAGGUGAGGUUGAAUCUACAGUUGUCUGCGAUGCGGAGACCAAGAUCUGUUACUCGUCAUACACGAACGCAGAGUCCGGCAUGACGUUUGGUGUGGCGCUCCCAAAGGUUGUGACCGACCCCUUCGACGCCAUUAUCAAAAUCACGGCUCCUCUGGACAACAAGUGGGCCGGAUUCGCCUGGGGUGGAGAUAUGGUGUGGGACCCUCUCACCGUUGCAUGGGCGAAUGGCAACUCUGGCGUUGCUUCAGCCCGCUUCGCAUUUGGCAUCAGCAUGCCCCUAGGCUACGAUGGCGCCGAACAUUUUCUCCUGAAAGGGACCAAGACCAACAGCACGCACUGGACAGUCAAUGCCUUGUGCAAAGGUUGCACUGGUUGGAUAGCCAACGAUGACUCCCGGGCUGUACUGAAUGGCACUGGCACAACCCAAUUCGCUUGGGCCUAUGGUGUCUCCUCCGUCGAAGAUCCAGCCAGAAACGACUCUGCGUUUAAUGUGCAUGCUGCUUACGGAAAGUGGUACCAUGAUCUGAAUGCCGCUCGCAUCGACAACUUCGAUUCUUUAGUAAAGACUAAUCUGCUAACAGCUCCUGUAGCUAGCAGCGCUCCCGCACCCACCACGAUCGUGACCAGCACUAAACCUUCCGCCACUACGAAGGCCGUAGCCGCAAUUCCGGCUUCAUGUGCAGGCGCAGGCAACCCUACGUUCUCGAGCCAGUUGGCGAGCGGUUGGAAGGCUACUAAGAUUGCGGGAGGAUUGACGAGCCCUCGAAGCAUUCAGUUCGAUAGUGCAGGAAACAUGCUGGUUGUCCAGUCCGGCAAGGGUAUCUCGUACCAUGUUAUGGGAGCGGAUGGAUGCAUUACAUCGACGAAGAUGUUGGUCUCCCAGACCAACCUUAACCAUGGCAUUGCUCUCAGUCCCGACGGCAAGACUCUCUAUGCCAGCUCCAUGACCCAGGCUUACUCCUGGCCCUAUGACGCUACUGCCGCCUCAGUCGGCACUCGAGCGACCAUCAUCACCGGAAUGGUCAAUGGCGGCUCUCACUUGACGCGCACGCUUGCUAUUUCGGCUCAUGCGCCGAAUCUACUUGUCAUCUCCCACGGAUCGAACGCGAAUAUCGACGCGGGUGCCGCGGACGCCAAGACGGGCCGUGCGAUCAUCAAGGUUUUCGACCUUACCACAAUCCCCAGCGGCGGAUACAACUACGCCUCUACUGGCUACACUGCCGGUUAUGGACAACGUAACGAGGUUGGAAUGUGCUUUGACAACAACAAUAUGCUUUGGGGUGUGGAGAACAGCGGUGAUGACUUCAAGCGGACCGUCAACGGCCAAUCCAAGGACGUCCACCAAAACAACCCCGGUGAGAAGAUCCACUAUAUGGGCGACAUCACGAAGCCCAACAACAACUGGUACGGCUACCCAACCUGCUUCACCGUCUGGCAGCCCAGCGACUUCACCGACAAGCAAUUCAAGGUCGGCGAUUGGUUCGUACAGGCUCCCAACAGCACCUUCAACGACGACACGUGCACCCAGAAGGCGACCAGGCCGGCGAUGACUCUGUUCCCUCACUCCGCGCCCAUCGACUGCAAGUUUGAUCCUGACAACAACAACAUGUACAUUAGCUACCACGGCUCCUGGAACCGCCAGCCCACUACGGGCUUCAAGGUUGUCGCCGUGGCCUUCAAGAAGGGCGACGAUGGUAACUACGUCCCUGUCGAGCCGAUCACGAGCACGACCGCGGCCAAGGACAUCUUCUACAACCCUGAUGUCACGAGGUGCCAGGGCAACGGACCGUCUUUCAGCUCGGGCUGCUUCAGGCCGGCUGGUCUUGCCUUUGAUAAGCAGGGCAGGCUGUUCAUGACCAGCGACACUUCGACAAAUGGCGAGCUCUGGAUCUUGGGCCAGUCUUAA
Trematosphaeria pertusa is the source of this 1965-nucleotide messenger RNA. Its product is annotated as iron reductase domain protein. The transcript has 4 exons. The record is from RefSeq and is a predicted model, not a curated record. The coding region runs from base 1 to 1965 and encodes 654 amino acids. Lineage: Eukaryota; Fungi; Ascomycota; Dothideomycetes; Pleosporales; Trematosphaeriaceae.